This is a messenger RNA of Cordyceps fumosorosea ARSEF 2679, 1374 nucleotides long. RefSeq lists its product as hypothetical. NCBI's taxonomy places the organism in Eukaryota, Fungi, Ascomycota, Sordariomycetes, Hypocreales, Cordycipitaceae. The record is from RefSeq and is a predicted model, not a curated record. Bases 1 to 1374 code for a protein of 457 amino acids. The transcript has 3 exons.
AUGGUGUAUCCGCUGCCUGUCGUCUUGGCCGUGGCCAACAAGCACUGCUUCUAUGACCAAUCCAUCAAGUACCCCCUCCCCAUAGCUGCCGUCAAUGAAGUCGCACAGCAGACCGCAGACGACCAGCAGGCUGAGCAACUGUCCUCUUGGCCCCUUUUGCAUAAAAAGACACUGUACACGACCAUCGAGCGCCUCGUCAACGACACAAGCCCUGAAAACACCUAUCGGCAGUCCAGCUAUGUCAGCAUCACCGGCGGCGGCGGCGGCUCCACGCCGCUCUUCUUCGCAACCGACAGCACCGAGAACCGCCGGCAGCGCGCCGAGUUUGGCCGACUGAUCGCCAGCACCGGCGUGCUCAGCCGCCGCGACCUCGUCGUCACCAUGCACUCGGGCGGCGGCCUGUACCGAGCCCUUGACUUGACGCUCGAGGUCAUGGAGUGCGCCGGCGCCUGCGCCCUCGCCGCCGGCAGCCACAUGUCCGCGCCGCAGGUCGUCAACCUACUCGUCCGGUACCGCGCCAACGUGCUGUCCGGCGACAGCAGCCAAAUCAUCAACGUGGUCAACUACCUGUCCGCGCUGCCCGCCGAGGAGCGAGGCCAGGUCCGCCUGGACAAGCUCGUCUACACGUCCGAGGUGCUCACCGCCGCGCAGCGCGCCCUCGUCCGCGCCACGCUCGGCGAGGACGUGCGCGUCUGCUCGCUGCUUGCCAGCGCCGAGGCCGGCCCGUGGGCGGUCAGCAACCCGGGGCUCACCGGCGAGCGCACCGCCGCGUCGUCCGACUUCCUCUACGACACGCGCACCAUGACCGUCGAGGUCCUACCCAUGCUGGAGGAUGGCGGUGACGGCAAGCCGCUGCCGGACGGCGAGGCGGGCAUGAUCGUGCUCACGUCACUCAGCCGCCUGCGCAACCCGCUCGUGCGGUACGUCUGCGGGGACGUCGGCUCGCUGAGCGCCCUGCCGGAGGCAGCGGCCGCACAGCUGCCGGAGGCGGACCGCGCGCACGUGCGGGUACUUCGCCUCGAGGGCCGCGACCGUCGCUUCAGCUUCAGCUGGCAGGGCAACUACGUUGACUUUGCGAACGUGGCGGCCGUCGUCGAGGACCCGAUCUACGGUGUGCUACAGUGGCAGGUCGUCCUGGAGGACCGGCCGGUGGGUGGCAGCGGCUUGGAGCCGCACUUUGAGCUGCGCGUGCUGCUCGGCGCGGGGAGGGAGGCGAUACCCGUGGAGGAAAUGGCGGCGAGGGUCAGGGUCGUGGUUGCGCUGGAGGAGGCGGCGAGGCACAUGUUUGCGGUGGUGGUGGCGGAGAGUACGGAUGGGUUUGAGAAGAGCAAGACGGGGAACAAGGUCGUCAGGUUUAUUGACCGGCGGGAGUAG